Molecule: messenger RNA, 1446 nt
Organism: Solanum lycopersicum (tomato)
Lineage: Eukaryota; Viridiplantae; Streptophyta; Magnoliopsida; Solanales; Solanaceae
Molecular function (GO): protein binding
Source: RefSeq, a predicted model, not a curated record
AAAAAUUCCAACGUAACAAAAAUAGUUUAGAAGAAUAAAAUGGCAGAUAAUGUUAUGGAAUCUAAGAUAGAUGUCUUUGGGGAAAUCUUCUCCCGCUUGCCCUUGAAUUGUGUGGUUCAAUGUAAACUUUUAAACCAGAAUUUUAAAAGUAUGAUUUCUAAUUCUGAGUUUGCCCAAUUAUUGCUCCAACGUCAUAAAAACACUUCUACACAACUCAUCUAUACAGAAUAUGGUGAAGGAGCACGAAGAAGAUUCAACAAAAUCUCCUUAAACCCAAUCACUCAAUUUGAGUCGAGUACACCUGAUUAUAUGAAUAUAUUGGCCUCAUGUAAUGGUCUCAUUCUCAUUGACUUUCAUCUAGUUAGUCGUUACUGUGUUUUUAAUCCCGUGACUGGAGAGCACCAAUUGAUACCAUACCCAAUGGCGCCCUAUCCAAAUGGUAGAGGAAAAAUAAGUCUAGCGGUUGAUUACCCGAAUCCGAAUCAAUACAAAUUGGUAACCGUCAGUAGCUUUUUUGAAAAUUCCAACAUGUUAUACAAAUUUCACCUACUUUCAUCAGAGCAACCUCGCUUGUGGCGAGAAAUCCAACUGAGAACCAAUACUGUCCAAUAUUUAGCUUUUGGUAGUCAAGCUGUUUAUUGGCGCGGUUCUCUGUAUUUCCUUAGAAAGGACGGUAGUGUUUUAGCUUUUGAUACAAACAAAGAAGAGGCUAUACUAAUUGACCGUCCUGAGUUUCUUGAUAAUUUUGAUCACACCUAUGGUAAGAUUUUGAUUGGUCAGAGUAAAUGGCUAGGGAAGGUGCAAGGUUCACUUACCCUUGUAUGCGCUUACAGAAUGCACAUAGUCAUUGCUACUUAUUGCAGUACAAAGAGACGUUGGACGGUUUCCCACAAAUUUGCCAACUUUAUUUUAGGUCCACAAGGCUUUAUUCAUGGCUUCCCAUUAUGGAUCGAAAACAAGCAAGUGUCUUUUCUGGUACAACGUCCCUUGACACUGAAUUAUGAUCUAUACGAGCAUAAUACUAAUAUCAAUGGGUACGAACAUGCUGCAGUGUUGCACGGAGUUAAUUCUCUAAUGUAUUACUUCCAUCCAACGUUAGCUAGUGCCCAUCACACACCCUCUGAUGAUAUAGAUGCUGAUGAUCAGGAGCUUAUCGAUGCAAAUUUGGAUGACAUCAGAAGAUUUAUCAUCGAAGAUAUUCCCUUCCAAGAAAGUUCAUCAUCAUCAUCAUCAUCAUCGUUGUCAGAGGGAGAAGAAGAAGAAGGAGCAGCGGCAGGAGAAGGAGGAGAAGAAGAAAUAGUGUAAUAAACAUGGCUUUCUGCCCUUCACUAUCUUCAAAGAAGACUUCAAUUUGUUAUCUCUGGGAGAUUGAGGGCAUAAUUAACUAUUGUAAUAGACAUUUCCUAUAUGCAUUUUGAAUUAAAAAAAAAACUAUUUCUUUCUUUA